Messenger RNA from Xiphophorus couchianus (Monterrey platyfish), 1163 nucleotides. It is a transcript of the gene socs1a, whose product is annotated as suppressor of cytokine signaling 1a. Bases 318 to 986 code for a protein of 222 amino acids. The transcript has 2 exons. Gene Ontology annotation, cellular component: phosphatidylinositol 3-kinase complex. Gene Ontology annotation, molecular function: 1-phosphatidylinositol-3-kinase regulator activity. Gene Ontology annotation, biological process: intracellular signal transduction; phosphatidylinositol phosphate biosynthetic process. NCBI's taxonomy places the organism in Eukaryota, Metazoa, Chordata, Actinopteri, Cyprinodontiformes, Poeciliidae. The record is from RefSeq and is a predicted model, not a curated record.
AACUCAAACUAUUUACCAGCAUUCACACGCACGUACACGCAGCCAGACGAGCUGGCGGCUGAGGAUCACAGCUAGAGGAGGACAGACAGACGCCGAGUCUGAGGCAGAAACGGUCCCAUGCAACAACCACUGUCCCCGUCAGGACCCUGCAGGAUUAUCUCCUUGUUUAACCAUCGUUGGCUCUAUGGGAUUACUGACUGACGGAUCCAUAACAGGCAGCUGCUGUUGAAAAAAAAGAAAACAAACACAAAAAAAAACCGGAUGUCAGUGUGGUGGUUAGAGAUGGGAGAGGUUUCAGGGCCUCUCUCCACUGUAGGAUGGUAGCCGACAGCACAGUGGAAGGCCAUGAGCGGACCGCCUUGCCAAGCGCUUCACCAGCACCAUCUUCUUCUGUAACUUCAUCAUCAUCAUCAGCAGCAGCAGCAGCAACCCCUACACAAUCGGAGCAGCUUCAGCGUCAGGCCGGACCAAAUCCAAGCCUGAAGUCCGCAUCCGCCCGCUCUGUGUACCUAACUCAUUUCCCGACGUUCGCCUCCAAGGAGGACUGCAACGUCAUCACUGACACAGCCGCCAAGCUUGAGCGCAGCGGCUUCUACUGGGGCCCGUUGGGAGUGGAGGAGGCCCACCGCAUGCUCCGCAGCGCCCCGCUGGGCAGCUACCUUAUCCGCGACAGCCGGCAGAAGGACGUCUUUUUCACCCUGUCCUAUCACGACAGGAAAGGACCCGUCAGUGUGCGCAUCGACUACAAGCAGCAGAAGUUCUCUCUGGCCGGCAACCAGCGCUCCUUCCCAACGCUCUUUGCCCUCUUGGAGUAUUACAUGAACACACCCAAGAGGAGCCUGAAGGUCCCGUACAGGAAAUGGGAGCCCACGCUGCAGGAGCUGUGCAGGAGACGCAUCGUAGAGUUGUGCGGAGGAAAGAUCCCGGAGCUGCCGGUCACACAUGUGGUCCAAGAUUUCCUGCUGGACUUCCCUUACAAACUGUAAACAGUCUGCCAUGUAACUUCUUGGCUGCAUUGUUCUUGAUGGCAAGAUGGCAGCUUUUACCAAGUAACGGUACUGCAAUCAGGUUCGCGAAGCCUUUGCGUCACAGAUCCAGGAGAGAAACGAUAUGGUUACAAACGACAUUGGCAAACUCUUUUUGGAUGAAAAACUGUGAAAUGC